Aureococcus anophagefferens is the source of this 5184-nucleotide messenger RNA. RefSeq lists its product as hypothetical. Gene Ontology annotation, molecular function: protein tyrosine/serine/threonine phosphatase activity; nucleic acid binding; oxidoreductase activity. NCBI's taxonomy places the organism in Eukaryota, Pelagophyceae, Pelagomonadales, Pelagomonadaceae. Gene Ontology annotation, biological process: protein dephosphorylation. The transcript is spliced from 6 exons. The record is from RefSeq and is a predicted model, not a curated record. The coding region runs from base 1 to 5184 and encodes 1727 amino acids.
AUGGGGCGGCCCGCGCGCAGCGGGCUGGCCGUCGCGGCGCUGGGCCUGCUCGCCCUGGGCUUCGUCGCCCGCCCGCGGGCUGCGCUCCUCGCGCUCGCGGAGCGCCUGGCCUUCGGCGACGCGGCCGCGGCGAGCAUCGUCGCGACGAACAAAUACAGCGCCGCGCACGGCCACGCCGGCGCGGACUACCCCUGGCUCGAGACGGGCAAGCUCGUCGAGCCCCACGUCGCGACGACGCUGACCUUCGAGGGCGUGACGGCGGCCUACGACGCGUCGCGGACGUCGUGGCGCGUCGACGCGCGCGCAACGAGCGGCGCCGGCGUCGUCUCCGCGGCGGCGUCGCCCGUCUCCGCGACGGCGCUCUUCACGGCCGUCGGCACCUACGACGUCACGUCGGUCCUCGCGCUGGCGACCGGCGGCGAGCUGGCGCUCGGCGACGCGGUGACGUGCCGCUACGUGCGACGCGAAAUCCGGACCCUGGACCGCGCGGACCGGACCGCGUUCUUCGCCGCCGUCGAGGUGCUGGUCAAGACGCGCGACGGCCCGGGCCGGGCGACCUACGGCGACGAGUGGCGCGGCAUGGACCACUACGUCGCGCUGCAUCUGGCGAACGCCGUGCCCAACAUGCGCGAGGACCACUUCCACGACGGCAUGGGCUUCGUGAGCCAGCACGUGGCCAUCACGGCGGACUUCGAGCUGGGUCUGCAGGUCGUGAACCCGGCCGUGAGCGUGCCCUACUGGGACUACACGCUCGACUGGACCCUCGCGAACGGCACGGACGCGGACCACCCGGAGCGCGCGCUCUGGGACCUGGAGCUCUGGUCCGACGCCUUCUUCGGCAACGCCUCGGGGAGCGCGCUCCACACCGUGGAGACGGGCCGCUGGGCCUUCACGAAGGUGGCGAGCGUCGGCGACGUCGUCGACGCGAACUAUCCCGGGACGUGGGCGAAGAACCCCUUCGGCGUGCUCCGCGCGCCCUGGAACCUGAACCCGUCGCCCUACGUGACGCGCUACCACAAGCAGUGCGACCACCGCAUCGAGGCGUCGAACUGGCCCACCUGCGAGACGCACCGGGGGCUCGUCUACGACACGGAGACGCUCGCGGAUUUCGUGCCGUACGCGGCGUACACGGCCCACGCGGGCGUCCACCUCAUGAUCGGCGGCUCCGCGGGCUGCGAGUCCUGGGCGGAGCUCGAGGGCCUCGUGGGCGCGGACAACGUCAAGUCCUUCUACUUCCAGUCGUCGUUCCUGUUGCGGAACGUCUACCGCUUCGGCCUCUGCGCGCCGCCGGAGUCCUGCGCCUUCGACGCCGCGGACAACUGCACGCUCCAGUGCCGGGGCUGCGACGACCCGGCGGCGAUGUCGUCCUGGCAGCUGAGCCAGUACGAGCAGUGGUUCCCGGACGUCGAACGCGACCCGUUCAUGCGGGAAGCCGUCGUGCGGAAGCUCGUCUGCGGCGCGUCCUGGCGCGUCGGCGACCACGUCGAGGCGUCGUCGCCCGCGGACGUGUCCUUCUGGCCCGCGCACCCGACGAUCGAGCGCCUCCUCCAGUACAAGUUCCUCGCCGCGCCGUUCGCCGAUUUGAGCUGGAACGCGACGGGCAACGCCUACGGCUGGAACGACCUCUGCAAGUGGGGCGCCGACUUCGACCAGGCCGUCAACUGCGCGGGCCACCGCGCCGACGACCUCACGGCCUUCUUCGUGAAGACCCAGGACGGCAACGGCACCUACGCGAAGGCGCGGCUCUCGAACGAGGAGAUCCUCAACCGCGAGACGCAGGCCGGCACGGAGAAGCUCUCCUACCCCUGCAACGUCGUGCUCACGACGACGAACGCGGACUUCGACAGCCUCGCGGCGGCCUGCGCCCUCGCGUCCCUCUGGGGCCACGACGAGCGCAAGUCGUCCGUGCCGACGCACGUCGUGCUGCCGCGGGGCGCUUUACCGGUCGUGCAGCGGUUCCUCGCGUACCACAAGCACGUGCUGCCCCUGCGCGGCUUCAAGACCAUCGACGGGGCCGACAUCGAGGCUUUGGGAGUUGUCGACGCGAGCUCGGCGGCGCGUUUAGGGCGGUCGAAGCAGUGGCUGAAGGUCGCGGAGACGGUGCACGUCUACGAUCAUCAUAUGCAAGGCGACUCGAGCAAACCGCGCGAGGAGGACGAUUUGGGCGCGGCGGCGACGGAGCUCGUGGUGGAGCCCGUCGGGUCGACGACGACGUUGAUUGUGGAGCGGCUGCGGUCCGCGGGCGUGCGGCCGUCCGUGCCCGAGGCGACGCUGUACGUGCUCGGGAUCCGCGCGGACACGGGCGGCCUGACCUACGAGUCGACGACGGCGCGCGACGCCGCGGCGCUGACCUGGCUGCUGCGAUGCGGCGCGUCCCAGGCGGCCAUCGCCGAGUUCGGCGUCGAACGGAUCUCCGAGACGCAGCGGGAGAUCCUGUCGACGGCGCUCAAGGACGUGCGGACGGAAACCUACCGGGGCGUGUCCAUCGCGCGCGUCGUCUGCCGCACGCCCGACUACGUGCCCGGCUUGGCCGCCGUCGUCGAGGAGCUGCUGGAGCUCACGGCCGCGGACGUCAUGCUCAUGGCGGCGGAGCACGGCAACGGCGUCGAUUUGAUCGGCCGCGCGCGACCGUCCGCGGUCUCCGUCGACCUGCGGGACGUCAUGUCCUCCUUCGGCGGCGGCGGCCACGCGCGGGCGGCGGCGGCGGCCGUGCCCCUCGACGCCGUGCGGUCGCUGGACGAGGGCGCGCAGGCGACGCUCGACGCGUGCGCGGCGCUCGCGCGCGACAUGGUGCCGCCCGAGCUCACGGCCCAGGUCAUCAUGACCAAGGACGUCGUCACCAUCAGCGCCAACGCGACCGUCGCCGACGCCCACGGCACCAUGAAGGCGUCGGGGCUCAAGUCCUUGCCCGUCGUCGACGGCAACGACGACCUCCGGGGCACGCUCAAGCUCAACGACGUCAUCCGCGCCGAGAAGAAGGGCAACGCGGCGCAGAAGGUCCGGGGCAUCAUGCGCACGCAGGUCGCGUCCGUCGGGCCGGAGACGACCGUCGGCGAGCUCGAGACGAUCCUCGUCACGACCGUCGGCCGCGUGCCCGUGAUCACCGACUCGGGCCGGCUCCUCGGCAUCGUCACGCGCACGGACCUCCUCCGCCUCCGCAACUACUACUCCACGCUCCCGGGGCCCUCGGCGUCGAGCAAACGCAAUCAUACGGUCGUCAUUCUCUUCGUGGGCGCCAACCAAGAUGAUCCCACGUUCCAGCUGCUGCGCUGCGCGGCCGUGCGGUCCGCCGUGCGCGUCGCGCGGCGGCGGCUGCCGAAAUUCGCCGUCCGCACGCUCUUCGUCUCGCACGACCGGAACCGGACCGUUCCCGGCGCGCGUUUCGACGCCGUACUCGACGCGCCGCGGGCGCUCGACGUCGCGACCGUCGCCGUCGCGCGCUACGAGCACGUGCGCGCCAUGCUCGACGCCGUGUCCCUCGGCGCGGCCUACGCCGCCGACGACAUGUGCGCGGGUUGGGUGUGGCGCGUCCGCCUCGAGAUGCUCGUCGGCGCGUUCGAUCUGCCCGACGACCCGGACGCGGCGGUCUGCUACGGCUACAGAAACCAGUUCGCCGGCAAAAUGGUGUCGGAAAACCUGCUCUUCGGCACCGCGGCGACCGUGCGCCGCAUGUUCGCGCCUCACGACUGGGAUCCGGCCGCGCCGCCGGACCCGACGAUCCUCGAGCGGCUCCGACCAUCACCCGAUUUCAAGAACGGGCCCGAGGCGCUCAUGGAGGCGAGGGUCGGCUCGGGCGUUUGUGAUUUUGCCGGCGUGCCGUACUCCCUGUUCCUCGCGCACGACGUCUCGCCCGUGCGGCGCUGGUGGGGCAGCGGCGCGCGCGGCGACUGGGACCACAGCCGCACGUCGGUGCUGGACCACGCCGAGCUCCGGCCGGACCUCGCGUCCUGCGGGCGCGACAACCCGAAAGCGAACUGUUUGUCUCCGACGUUCUCUUCCCCGGCGACGGACCGUGGCACGGACAUGGGCGGGGCGCCGUCGCGCAUCCUGGAGAAGCUGUGGCUCGGGGGCGCGGACGUGCUCGACGACUUCGAGGCCUUCGCCCGGGAGAAGGGCAUCGACGCCGUCGUGAGCCUCGGCGAGGAGACGGUGCGCGCGGGCAUCCCCAAGCUCCACCUCGACGAGCAGGACACGCCGGAGACGGACCUGCGGCGCCACUUCAACGCCAUCGUCAACUUCAUCCACGACCACCGCUGCCGGGGCCUCGGGGUCUACGUCCACUGCCACGCGGGCGUCUCGAGAUCCGGCGCGGCCGCCGCCGCGUACCUCGUCGCGUGGCUCGACCUCGGCGUGCGCGACGCCCUGGGCCACCUCAUGCGCUGCCGCGACACGGUGCUGCCGAACCCGGGCUUCCGGGACCAGCUGUUGGAUUUCGCGGACGACCCCGCGACGGGUUCCUUGAGGGACCAGCUCCGGCGGACGCGGGGCCCGCUCCUCGCCGAGGACCUGACGGACGUGGCCCGCGAGCUCGAGGCGUCGCGGGACCGCGUCGAGACGACGCGGAAAAGCGAGUGGCUCUACGAGUUCUCGGGGAAGCCCGUGCCCGAGGACGCCGAGAUCGAGCGCGACGACUACGGGCUUUUUGUGAGGGAGGACGGCAGCCGCUGCUCCGUGGCGCGGGCCGGCGCGUUUUUGGCGGAAGCGGAGCACGACUGGUCGCGGAGCGACGCGGCGCCCCUGGACGUGCUCGACUACGAGGGCCAGAUCUCGCGGCUGCAGGCGAAGCUCGCGCCGGCGCUCCGGAGCAAGCGGCCGACGCCCAAGAGCGGCCUCGGCUGGCUCGCGCGGCCCGAGGAGAAGGAGGCCUGGGCCGAGCCCGGCGACGCCGGCGGCGACGCGCGCCGCGGCGACGACGCCAAGGGCUGGGCGUCGGACGCGGCCGCGGACUGCGUCCGGUCCCAGGUGCUCGACGAGGUCGCGCCGGGGGGCCGCGAGGCGAGCCGCGGCGGCGGCGAGGCCGGCGACGCCAUCGACGACGACGACCGCCUGCCCGGGGAGUGCCUCGGGGGCUGCGGCUUCUUCCCCGCGCGCGGCCAGCGCUUCUGCCUCCACUGCAAGGCCCUCCGCCUCGCGGGGUCCUUCGACGACGACGACUUCGACGAGACCGACGCCGAGGAGGAGUGA